This is a messenger RNA of Aedes aegypti (yellow fever mosquito), 3607 nucleotides long. RefSeq lists its product as uncharacterized. The record is from RefSeq and is a predicted model, not a curated record. Lineage: Eukaryota; Metazoa; Arthropoda; Insecta; Diptera; Culicidae. The transcript has 3 exons. The coding region runs from base 1539 to 3275 and encodes 578 amino acids.
CAUAUUUUUCCCACAAAACCAAGAUAAAAAGCUUUCAGGUGAUGAAAAAAUAAUGACGAUAGCGUUAUGUUUCGAUUUUAUGCGAAUUUUUGUUCUUAGCUAUGCGGCUAUUGGUACAUCGACCCUAUACAAUUGGACCAAAAAUAUGGAUCAACCGUGAAAACGACCUUAUAAUGGAGACGAAAUAUGAUUGGUAGAUUCUCGAACCAUAUAAAUCACGAUCCUUCAUUUAUAUGGAUGAACCAUGGGUUAUUGACGUUAUUGAUCAACUUAGAUGGAAACCGCACUCAAUAUAGGAGAAUGUGUGACUAUUACUUUUUUAUAAACAAUUCUCAAUGGCCCCAUCAUCUACGUAGUUUCCAUCUAGUAGAUGUUUUACUUAUAGUAGUUUUUAGGAAUUACACAUUUUUAACGAAGACAAGCAAUAAUUAAACAUUAAAUUUAGCUGCAUCCACAAUUUACUUAACGUUCGAAGAGGGAGAGUGGGUAAGCUCAAACGUUACGACCCUUACAAAAAUUUGAAAAAAAAAAAAUCAAACUUAUCAAUCAACACCAAAUGACUCGGGCAAACGUUGUUGGCACAUAAAAAAAACAAAUAGCAUCUCCAACAACUAUCCCCAAAAAUAGAUAUUAGAUAUUUUUCAAUUUGGGGUUUAAUUACGCUGCCUGAUCAUUGAUGCUUGCUGUAAAGCCUACACACUCUCUCCGCACGCAUGAAAAAUAAACGAAACUGAAAGCGUCCUCUCAAUGACCACACUUACCGUUGAUUGACUGCUUCUCCCAGCUGCUGGAAGCGUACUCUUUCAACAGCAAGAUUUUAGUGUACAUGACCAAAUUCACGCUAAAUGUCACGACUUCGCUUCAAAGGGUGAUUCACUGUCUCCCAAAUUUACGGAAGGUGUCCGGGGAAUCUUCCAAAACGACACGCAACCAGGUUUCACCGCAAAAUUGUAUUCAACAGUUGAUGGCUUUCGUCAUUUCACUAUGAAGCGCCCGUCUACGUACUCUGCGCGGAAAUAUGAAGGCCGACUGGUUCGAUGGGCAGAGUCGUGCAGCUUGGCGCCGCGCUUUGAACCAAAGAAAGCAAAAAUUGAUUUAGUUAUAGCGUGCUGCAGCGGAAGGAGUAGUAGCAAGGGAUAUCUGGAACAAGCUGCCAAUCACGAUUGGCAUUGUUACGGAAAGUGAGUAAUGUGACUUAAUUUGUCCACCGGAGUUGUUGAAUGCUGGCGUUCUUUGUGAAGGCGGCCGGAGGGAAGCUCUCCUCGGCGGUUGAGCGUGCAUGAGGUCUUUCCAAAAUUUAAAUGUUGUUUUCGCGUACUCGCUCCUGAGUGCUGCAACAGUAUUAAUAUGUUUCGAAAUAACUUUAGGAAAUUGUCACUGCGUGAUCAUUGCCGUCGGUUAUAUGCAGAUUUUCGAUAUGCCCAGCAAUGCAAUAUCCAGUCAGCGAUGGUUAUAAAAGUGGGAACGUUUGAAAUUGAACUCUUAGUUUUGUGAAAGAUUCGGGUCGGAAAUGAGCUAACGAGCUCUACUGUCGCACAAUGAUCGGAAAAGUUUUAAUUAUUGCUCUGUUCACGGUACAAUCGACGCGUAGUGACGUUUUCACUAGCAAAAGUAUCACUCGAGCAUUGGUUCCCCCUCGAAAGGAUUCCGAGUACAAGAAUGGGUACUCUACCACACUUCUGCCAGAAGUUAUCAUAAAUCGUCAACCGACACGAACUACAAUAACUCCACAGCGAGACUUCCAAGGAUAUUUCUACAAUCCACCAACUAAUGAGUAUAUACCACCGGAGCCACCUUUUGCGGAUGAACCGCAGCCACCAGCACAGAGACCUCCUCUCUCGGACGAAUACCCAUCGGUGGAUAACCAAUACCUGCCUCCAGAAGAAGAUUCUGGAACCCCGGAUGAUACUCAAUUCGCCGAUCCACCAGUCAAUGACUACUUGCCACCACCACAGUUACCUCCGCAACGUGAUGAAAUCAUCAUUGUUACAACCGAGUCUGGUUACCAGUACAAUCCUCCGAGUUCACCAAUACCUCCAUUUGCGGAUGAAGGUUUCUCCAAUCCGUCAACGGAUACCGGGUACAACUACGACCGGCCUGCUAAUGCUUACAUCCCGCCACUCGGAAGAGCAUUGCGAGAUGAAGUUCCGGGCGGUUCUCGACCUAUAAGACUGCAGCUGAACGAUCUGACCUGUCUGGACAACAUUGGGGGUUUCUUCAGAUCGUCCCUCACCAUACAAAGUGCUAUUGAAAGUGUUCCUCUUGUAGACGUUACUAGUGACAGUGACCUAAACGGUUGUGAUGUUCGGGUAGCCCAAAAUAGACUCCUGGUGGACAUUGAAUCGAACAAUUUCGCAAGAUGCGGCGUUCAACAGUGCGGUGUCAAUUCCCGGGAAUUGUGCUUACGGUUAAGAUUUCCUCAAAUUGCGGGAAUGCGUACGGCCGCCGAUUCAAUUCUCACCCUACAGUGCAAAAUACAGCAACGUGUCGUAGCGAAAACGCAUUCCGUUCGACUUGGUGUGAACAAUGAUGUGCAGGAACGAAGCGCAUCCGGAACGUUUGCGUACGGAGGAACCCAGCGGCCCUUUCGUACACAGCUGGGGCUUUUCCGAAGAUCUGACAACGGGAACGGAUUCACCCGAGCACUCGAACCAGGUGGCUCGGUAGUUUUAGGAGAGGAACUGAUGCUGCGUACGCAAGUCCGUAGCGGAGAUGGUUGGAACUUCACGCGGCUGUCCGAAGUCGUUAUGCAGCGACAGACUUCAGCCGGAAGUGUGCUCAACUCGGCAACCGUUGUGACGACGAAUGGCUGUCUGAAUCCUACGAUGAGAGCAAUCAGCUCAGUGGCACCUGUGGCGGAAUCGCCACUCAGCUAUAGGUUGAACUUCCGGGCUGCGAUGUUCCAGGGAAUGCGAAGCGGUGACGAAAUGGUUAUGCGAGUACGAAUAGUGGGCUGCGUUGAUCGGAGGGAGUGCGCUGUGGAAAAUUGCGCAACAGUGCGUUCUAAACGCGAUACCGCCGACAACUCAACCGAAGAUACAUCCGACCAGGACGAGCUCCCCUCCGAGGUGUCAACGAUUUCGUUCCGAAUCAUGCUGCCGUCGAAUUCCACCAUCGACCUUCGGCCUGGCGCCGAAUCGACUCGAUCGUUUCUCACGCUCUCGGUGGCAGUGAUCAUUUCGGUGGUAAUGCUAGUAGCGCUAAUCGUGCUGAUUACCGUCAUAAAGCUAUACCGAACCAAACAGCUGCACUACGAUGAGUACCGAUCGGAUUAAGUGCAACGAAAGACAUCACCGCGGGGUCGGCUCUAUUUCCCCAUGUUCCGAACGAUUGCGAACGUGAUUAGCUAACUAGCCGGCUAUUGCCGGCGCACGUUGCAGUAGCUAUUAGCACAUGCCGCUUAAUGGGGAGCGUUCAUAUAGGACGUAGCCUUUUGAAGGAGGGUGUUACUGAAUUUAACACGAAUUAUAUAUUAGAUAGGUAUAGGAAAUCAAAACCGGUAAAAGAAAGGUAUCGAAGGUUAUUCAAGUAACCGCCAAUUCACAGUAGUAUAUGUUUGAGGUUAUGGCUUUCAGUCUUAAAUAAAACUCAAAAACGGAUUUUUGCU